Molecule: messenger RNA, 720 nt
Organism: Parnassius apollo (apollo)
Lineage: Eukaryota; Metazoa; Arthropoda; Insecta; Lepidoptera; Papilionidae
Source: the annotation of a GenBank genome assembly
AUGACAUUCGCCAGUUACCGUGGCGGGGUAGUGCAGGCGCGUGAGCUGGAAACGAUGGAGAAAUUAUACGAUACAGUGAAAAGGGCCGUCGUCACCUAUAAAUUGGACACUUGUUGUUGUUUCGCUCCUGUGAGGACUGGAGUGUUGAUCACGGGAUAUUUUAAUAUUUUUAUAUCGAUGCUGUCGUUGGUGGGAACUGCUGACGGAGGCAUUACGCCUCCACUGAUGGCCGUACAGGAAGUGAUACUGGACGAUGAAGGGUCUAAGAUCAUCGGCAUAUUCGCUUACGGCACCGAGCUCGCUUUCAACAUGUUAUUACUAUGCGCGAUGUAUCGGAAAGACAUCAUAUUACUGCGGACUUAUAUGUACUUCGGAUUGACAUCCAUUGUGGCAUCCAUUCUCGUCUACUCUAUGGUCAUUGCCGUCUUAUCUACUCUUACGAAGAUCAACGUAAUAGGCAACUUGGCAUUCCUGUGUUACGUUGUAUUACUAGUGAGAAGUGCGAUAGUAGAAAUUAAAGAAGAGACUUCCGAGAGCAAAAACGGCCACAUCACUUUAUAUUCUGUCACGAAAUUGCCAAACGAAAACAAGACUGUACAUGACGUAGAAACUCCACCGGAAGCGGAUUCGGAAGCAAAAGAACCACAACCUACAGAACCAAAAUCCGACGAAAAGGUCACAAAGUUAGAAACAGUCAAUGAGAAUCCUAAGGAAGAAUAA